Penaeus monodon (black tiger shrimp) is the source of this 470-nucleotide messenger RNA. RefSeq names its product phosphatidylinositol transfer protein beta isoform-like. Gene Ontology annotation, cellular component: cytoplasm. Gene Ontology annotation, biological process: phospholipid transport. Gene Ontology annotation, molecular function: phosphatidylinositol binding; phosphatidylcholine intramembrane carrier activity; phosphatidylinositol transfer activity. Lineage: Eukaryota; Metazoa; Arthropoda; Malacostraca; Decapoda; Penaeidae. The record is from RefSeq and is a predicted model, not a curated record.
CGGCGAGAUAAAAGAGGCGGUCCCUCUGCCUCACGUCGCGAUCACUGGCCGUUUCCUCUCGCUGGUGAUCGCUCCCGAAGAUGCUCAGCAAGGAGUUCCGAGUGAUGCUUCCGCUGACGGUGGAAGAGUACCACCUCGCGCAGCUAUACGGCGUGGCGGAAGUGAGCAAGAGGGAAACGGGAGGAGGCGAAGGCGUCGAAGUGGCGAAGAACGAACCCUUCCGAGGACACUCCUUGCUGGGAGGGAGGUUCAGCGACGGACAGUAUACCUACAAGGUCUACCAUCUCAAGAAGAAGGUUCCCACCUUCGUCCGCCUCGUGGCUCCCGAGGGCGCUCUGGAGGUGCACGAGGAAUCCUGGAACGCGUAUCCUUACAGCAAGACGGUUUAUUCGAAUCCCGGCUAUAUGAAAAAAGAUUUCGUCCUUUCUAUCGAGACGCUGCACCUGGAAGACCGCGGCACUUCGGAAAAC